UGCCAACUAUCCUGGACCUUUUCUGGCCAAAUUGACGAGCUGGUACUCCAUCUAUCACGUGUACAUCGGAGAUCUACACACAGAUAUCUUCCGAUGCCAUGAAAAAUAUGGUGAUCGAGUCCGCUAUGGACCAAACAGACUCCUCAUGAAUACAGAAGAGGGGUUCAAGGGAAUCUAUGGGCACGGAAAGAAUGUUUGCAAGUCAAAGGGGUAUCUGCGUAUCUCGCUUGUGCCAGGAGUACACCCUACAUUGGGUACGAUGGACGAUAAGGAGCAUGGCAAGCUGAGAAGGCUUCUCAACCAGGGACUCUCGGACUCGCACUUUCGCACGCUUGACUCGGAGAUUAGUCGAUUGGCAUUGCUCUUUGCUUCUAAUCUUGGUAAGACCCAAGACACAUUUGAUCCGAGUCUUGAAGCCGGCGAAGACCAAUGGAGUGCUCCUAAGAAUCUAGCUGAAUGGAGUGACUUUUUCACUUUCGAUGUAAUGUCACAACUGGUCUUUGGCACCUCGUACCACCUUCUCACUGAUGCUACCAAUCAUUGGAUCAUCGACGGUGUGCUCGGGCAAAUGCGGCGCAUCAGCUUCCUAACGACGCUCCCAGAAUUGCAAGACAUGCGUUUCCAUCACAUACUAUUCCCGGAAGCUCGUAAAAAAGCUAUUCGUUUCUCUGGGAAGAGUCGAGAAAUCCUGGAAGCAAGACGUGCACGUGACAAGACCGAUACCAAUGGCUUCAAAAACGACCUUUUCUCUAAACUCUUGGCUGCUAAGGACCCCGAAACGGGCGAAAGCUUGUCUCAAGCCCAAUUAUGGGCAGAGAGUAAUCUGUUGAUCAUAGCAGGAUCCGAUACCUCAUCCACUGGUAUUGCGGCGUUGUUCUUCUACCUUUCACGCAAUCCUGAAGCCUAUUCUAGAGUCACGCGAGAAAUUCGUGAAGCAUUCGUCUCCAACCAAGACAUAUCGCAAGGACCGAAGCUCUCAUCAUGCACCUAUCUUCGCGCAUGUAUUCAAGAAGCACUGCGACUCAAUCCAGCUGCUAGUGGCGCCAUGUGGAGAGAAGCACUACCUGGCGGCCUGGACAUUGCGAUCGAGAAUGUCCAUAUCCCAGCAGGGUGCGAAGUCGGCACAGGCAUUUUCUCGCUAAAUCACAACAGGGCCUACUUCCCAGAGCCGUUCGCAUAUAGGCCAGAGCGCUGGAUUGCAAGCGAGUCUGGCGAAGACUCAGUAGCGAAGGCUAAAGCUGCAUUUGCUACGUUCUCAGUCGGCCCACGCAACUGCGUCGGCAAGAACUUGGCGAUGAUCGAAAUUACUCUGGCUGCGGCUGCUGUUAUAAGGCAGUACGACUUCCGCCAGGCAGAGUCAUCACUGGGCCAAGUGGGUGACGGCACAGGCACACAGAAGGGGGUGUAUCAGACACGUUGGGCAUUCACGAGUCUAAAACAGGGUCCAUAUAUCCAGUUCAGACCAGUUCCAUCGAACGGGGCCUAA
This is a messenger RNA of Dothidotthia symphoricarpi CBS 119687, 1486 nucleotides long. RefSeq names its product cytochrome P450. Gene Ontology annotation, molecular function: heme binding; monooxygenase activity; iron ion binding. Lineage: Eukaryota; Fungi; Ascomycota; Dothideomycetes; Pleosporales; Dothidotthiaceae. The coding region runs from base 146 to 1486 and encodes 446 amino acids. The transcript has 5 exons. The record is from RefSeq and is a predicted model, not a curated record.